Molecule: messenger RNA, 2616 nt
Organism: Stylonychia lemnae
Lineage: Eukaryota; Ciliophora; Spirotrichea; Sporadotrichida; Oxytrichidae
Source: the annotation of a GenBank genome assembly
AUGAGCUGGACAGACAAAUUACGUGAAUCUAGAGCCUCAAUCUUGCAACAGUUCACUUAGCAUAAGAACAUCAAUACAGUAAGGGAAGGACUUAAAAGUAUUACUGGUAAGAAUAUGGAAUUCAGUAUAUGUGUAAUAACAAACUGCCGUUCAUCCGAUGACGAUGGAAAAUCCAUGAGCCAAGCAGAUGCAGUUGCUUCAUUAAAUGAAAAUGACCUAAAACUUGACUCCAGAGACAUAAAAAUAUUUGUACAUAAAGAUUCUACACCUGAGAUAAUACCUCUAAAUCAGGAGAGUUCAGUUCUCUAUUUAAAUCAAUAGACAUCUAGAAGUCAAGAGGAAGUAGUCAAAGUUUCAGAAAAAUUGGUAAAAUCUAAGACUGAGGGGUCUACAACCAAACAUAAAAAAUCUAAAUUAAGUUGUAUUACAAUAGAUAGACUUGUAUAGGCCGAUGAAAUUAAAGAAACAGACAAUACUCCUACCCCUAUGGGCAACUUAAACUUAAAUGACUUCACUAAUAGCGCUAGAUCCCUAGAUAAUAGACCAAAGCAAAUCAAUUCUGACCUCAAUCUUUAAUUAUAGCACGCUACCUUCGAACCCCUUCAAACCACACGUAAUGAUAAUGGAGAAAAUGGAACCAAAGAAUCUUAAAUAAUAUCUGAGACUCAUUUCCUUAGUCCAAUUAAAAGGAGGCUUGGAUCUAACCAAAUGUCGGACGGUGACAACCACUCGACCUAUUCUUCAUAAGUAUCAAGCUUCUAUUUGGACAAAAUUGAUGAAUUGAUUCCUGAAAAGAAGUCUGUAGCUGAAAAACUUCUUAGAAAGUAAGAGACAGUCAAAGAUUUUGAAAAUCCAGUCAUUGAAACCCCUGCUAAACCGCAAAAGCAACCAAGCCAGUUUAGAAUCCCAAGGCAGUUUGUUUACUCCAACAAGCAUGCAUCUUCUUUCAUUAAGUUGAAAGCAGAACUGAAAAUGAAACUUCUAAAUUAUAGGUCUGAAUAGGAAUAUAAAAGGGAAUAGGACAAGAAAACAUCUGCCCAGGCCUUAAAAUAUCUUCGAAAGCUUGGAAGAAAGAUUCGAAAGUCUCAAAAUGUUAAGUUCAAUUUUGAGUAGAACAAUGCAAGAAUGUUUAAUCAGCAGCAGCCUAAGAAUCCGUUUAUGGAUUCUGCUCGGUCUCCAAUUGAGUAAACAGUUUCAUAGGUAAGCCAGAAAAUAUCUCCUAGACAAGCUCUGAUGUAGUAGUAGAUGUAAUCGAAGAAAGUGCAUGAGUAUCUCAAUAGUCUAAGCGUCAAUUAGAACUUUUCACUAAACACUCCAGUCAAUGCCAACUUUAAUCCCUUCAAUCCAUUUUCUAGCAGUUAGAAGGAGGCUUAAGAAUCUCAGCAAAGUGCUUAGUUUGGAAAUUUGAGCUAGCUUCCUCUUCCUUACUUUAAAGCAGAUAGUAUGAAUCCUUCGUUUGAAGCCAUAGGUGGCAAUAAGUCAGCAACUAAGCAGAAUGCUUGCAUAUUCGAUGAGAUGACUAGAACCGUUUCUUUUGCUCCAUAUGCAAUGAAUCAGUAGUAAGAGAGUUAAAACUAGUAUGAAGCAAUUGAUUAACUGCUAUCACCAGUUAUGGCCAGAAGAGAUAUAGAUCCAGACACGCUCGAUGAGGAAGAAAAAGAAUAUAUCGAGAUAUGCAAAGAGUACAAGGAGAAUGAUUUCUAUAAGGAUUUCAAGAAUUACAAAGACUAUUAUAAGGAUGCAUUACUUUAGAAUAUAAGAAUCUCGGAGCAAUAGAGUGAUGCUAGAAAUGAGAGUCCUUAAGCCUCUAAAAAUGAUUAGAAAUUAGUGAAGAACAUUCAAUCUAUUUAUGGGGCUAAAAAUUCAUUUUAUAAGGAAUAAUCUUAAAAUGAAGAAAUUGAUAAAUUCUUCUUUGAACCAGAAACUAAGAAUGAAAAAUCUUAAACUAAAGAAGUUUUAAAGCCAUCUCCUAAAAUGACAAAAUAAGUAUCUAGACAGUCUUUAGACCUUAAAUUAUGUAAAAGAUAAUCGAAAUAGCUAUACGAAAAUCUCAUGUCACUUUUGGAAGAUGAUUCUUUAAUGCCAGGAAAAAGACCAGGAAACCUCAGCAUUGUUGUUUAAAAAUCUGAGGAAGUAUAAAAUGGAUUUGGAAUAACUAAGCCAAAUUUAAUCUAACAGAAUUCAUUAGAUUCUCAAAAAUUGAAGGACUAUACUAACACCGCUAAAAAUAGCAGAGUUGAAAAUUUAAGUCCUACAAUCCGAUUGAGUACUGUUCAUAAUCCUCAAUAUAAACUAACUAAACCUGCUAUCAAAUAAGUUUGCAAAAAUUUGAAAGAUUUAUAUGCUGAUCUGCUUACAAACAAACAGCAAAGAAAAUGCCAGCCUUCUUAGUACAAGGAAAAGAAAAAUGUUCUUCAACAGCAAGUAUAAUCCUAGAAUUUCUAAUAAUAGUAGAUGUAUAAUUUUAAUGAUUAGUAACAACAGCAGCAGCAUAAUCAGUAGUAUAAUUAUGAUGAAAAGAACUACCAAGCUAACUAUAAAGGAGAAAGACUCCUGACUAAUGAAAGCUGUUAAUCAAACAAAAAGGGAGGCAAGAAUUUAAGAGUGCACUAUUGA